CCUGCGUAACUGUCCAACCGCCGUAGAACAAAUCAGUGAACAAUGUCUGUUCACUCAAUUCACGCGAAAAAGUCUGAGUAGAGGUAGAAGACAGAGGCAGUACUCGUGUCAGAGAAUCUGGACAGUUUGGCGUUAUGUGCCGUCAGUGAGAAAGUGCUUUUUACACUCUGUUGUGUAAUAGUUGCUGCUUUUUCCGCAAGACGGUAACGUUUCUAGCUAGCUUAGCGAAGCUAGCGUCCGUCUCGACUGCGAGUGCUAAACCAAACCAAAGGGCGACCUUCUGAAGGAGCUUUGUGUUUGCCGUAGGGACCUCGUCGUUUCUUUUCAGAAGCUGAAAAAAUGGCGAGCUCAAAAAAUCUGAAAGCUUUUCUGGAGUCCUCUUUAAAUGAAAUAUUCAGAGCGACUGUUGGUAACAUCCUGGACUCUGUUGACGAGACAUUGUCGGAGUAUCAGGGGGAAAUUCGGCGAAUCACGUCGGAGAACGAAGAUCUUAGGAGAAGACUACACACACAAGAGUCCCUGAAAAGCCACGUAAAGGCCGAGAUUGAGGAUGUUGCUGUUUCUGGGUUGGAUCUAUCAAGACAAAUUUCCCUUCAUAAUCCAACGAAUACAUCCAUACAGAACAGUCAAAGAGGCCCAGGCCAUAGGAGACAGUGUGAAGAUCAGCCAAGGCUAUCCAGAGAUUCAAAGGCUCGUUUACAGAAGUCAUGCCCUCAACCACCAGCAAGUGGAGCAACUCAAUUAGACAAACAUGUGUCAAGUACCAUAUUAACAUAUGUAAAGAUUGACCCUGAAUGUGAAGAUGGCUCUGCCAUCAACCUCUCAAAGUGUCAGUCACCUAUUCAUUUCACAACUAAGUGUAUUAAAGUAGAAAGUCCUGAGGAGAACUGUGUUACCUCUGAAUGUUACAGUCCAAUUGGCUUUCCCUUAGACCCCUGCAGAGCCAGUGACAGUGAGGUUAAGGUAACCAUAGUGUCUGAUGCACAUUUGGGUAGUUCUGUAAGUGAGGAUGAAGGAAGAGAUGUGGGCCGUGACAAAACCGAAAGGUCAGCAUACAGCUUAUCAGAGACAGAGAUUAAUGGUCCAACUGGUCAUGCUGUAGCAGAGGACCAGUCAGAUGCUGGGGUGGCUGAAGAAUCAGAGGAGACACUUGAAACGAGGAGGGACCAAUCAAGACAAAGUCCAAACUCGAAAGAGGUCAAACAAAGCAAGAACUUCCAUUGCAGUCUUUGUGGCAAAAGCUUCAGUCGCAUGGCAUCGCUCAACAUCCACCUCAAGACUCACAGCUCGGAAAGGGCACACACCUGCAGCAUCUGUGGUAAGGGUUUUAGUCGAGCUGACCUGCUGAGAAACCACAAGCGCACCCACACUGGCGAAAGGCCAUUUACCUGUAACUUAUGCGGAAAAAGUUAUGGGCAUCAGGGCCAGCUCAGAAUACACAAAAGAAUACACACUGGUGAGAAACCCUACUGCUGCCCACACUGUGGCAAACGAUUUAAUGAGCAUAACCAGCUCAAAGUCCACCUACGAACUCAUACGGGCGAACGGCCAUAUGCAUGCAGUGUGUGUGCCAAGACCUUCUCGAAUGCUGGCAAUCUGAGGAUCCAUCUCCGAAUUCAUACUGGAGAGAAACCAUAUUGUUGUGGUCAAUGUGGAAAGAGGUUUAAUGGAAUGGGUGACCUUAAAACGCACUACCGUAUCCACACAGGCGAAAGGCCAUACAGCUGUGACAUGUGUGCCAAAACUUUUAGCCAAGCUGGCCACCUGACCAUCCACAAGCGGAUGCACACUGGCGAGAGGCCAUACAGCUGUGGCGAGUGUGGUCGAAGUUUCACGGUGGCCAGCAGCCUCAAACUCCACCAGUUAACUCAUACUGGAGAACGACUCUACAACUGUUCACACUGCAACAAGAGCUUCAGCAGAACUGGACAUCUAAAGAGACAUGAGCAGCUUCAUACUAAGACAGGCACAAGCGAGUCAUCACAGACAAAACAGCAGACGCUUCACACUACAGACAAAAAGAAAAAUGCAGAAUAGUGAAAAUUCACAAAUGUGGAUUGCGAAUAUUGUGGAGAUGGCACAAUACUUUAGAAGGUGGUAAUACAGGACAUAAUGUUAUGUAAAUGACUCAAUAUAUGUAUCAUUUAAUGUGGAUAUAAUUAAAUCCAUAAUUUAAUUAUAUGUAAAAUGGAAGAAGACAGUAGUGAAUCGUUGGGCUUGGUGUAAAGGAAUACUUCAGCGAGAAAGCAAAUUCACACACUUUCUCCUUACCCCAUGUACAGUGGAUUAGCCAAGACAUGUUUGGUAUCUGAAGUUUGCUUUGACAAAAGUACAGACAAAAUUCAGGCUUCAAGAUGGUUUCUCCUUGUGUUUUUAGCUCUGUGAUGAAGCUUUGCUUAUUUUUAUAGGUAACAGUGUGCUUAAUAGCAUCAAAAACCAAAUAAGCAAGUCUGUUACAUAUUAUGUCAUUUAUAUGGAAUAAGCUUCCAUUAUGUUAGCUGUACUGGCAUCAUAUCUUCAUUGCAACACUAAAGAAGCUUGCUGAUUUACCACAUCUGGAGUGAAAUCGCAGUAGUUUGAACCAUUCCUUUAAAAAUACCCAUUAUAUUUAUUUUAAAUAUGCUUUGCUUUCUAUCAUUCCUUAUUACAAAGUUACCACCCGUUAACUUUUUUGCUAACUGUUUUUUUAUAUUACGUAAUUGCAUUUUGAUAUUGUUUUUAUCCCUUUAAUGUCUGUGUAGUAAUUAUGGUUAAUCAAAGGAAAGGUUUAAGAUUUUAACCAAAGAUGGUUUAUAUUUUAGAGUAAUUAGAUCUGAGCAUCACAAUAUGUCAGGCUAAAUAUAGUAAACAUAAUAAAUUGCUUAAAUGUAUUGUCAGGAAGGGCAGUUGUGCCCAAGCUUUGCUGCUGACAGGACCCCUCUGUUUUUCAUUCACUAUAAUCUGGUCAUGUGUGCAAUAUUUAUAAGUAGUGAAUAACUUCUAUAUAGAUUCAUUAUUUGUCCAAAAGUCUGUAGACAUUUUGCAUUCUUCUGAAUUUAAGAUGAUCAAUAGGGAGUUGAAUCUGGAAAAGCUUUAUACUAGAUGCUGGAACACUGCUGUGAAUGUGAUUGCAUUCAGCCACAAGAGCAUUACUGAGAUUAGGUGCAGAUGUUGGAUGAUUAGUUCUGGAUCACAAAUGCUACUCCAACUUAACGCAAAGUGCUCACUCUAGAGAACACAAUUCCACUGCUCCACAGCCAAAUGCUAUUGCUUUUCUAUGGGAACUAAUCACAAUUAUUUGCACAGUUGAAUACCAAUAUCAGCAGUGGUUGCAACUUAAAGUAACUCAAUUCGCUAAUCAGAUGAUUUGUUUGUAUACUUUUGGACAUUUAGUGCAGAAAUGUUAACUUUGAUUUGAAUUAUGCUCUAAUUAUGCUGUACAGAAUAUGCCUUUUCUGUAUUUGAUAAAGACAUGAUCAGGAAUUGCUGCAACAGCGUGAGGACACUCAUUUUUUUUUAACUGAGGAUGUAAUGUAGGGGUAUGCUUGUGGAAAUAAUAGAAUGCGUUUGUUUGCAGUCUUGAAAGCUGAUUGUCAUUUGCAGGGAGGUGCUUUAAUAAUAUAGUCAGUUUAAUCUCUUUCUGCUGCAAUAGUGUUAUUAGAACGAUUGGUUAUAUGUUUAGUGUUACGUGGAAGUGUGAAGACUAACGUAUACAGAUCAUAGUGCUGUUUGUCAAGUUAGUUACGCUUUUAGCUGUGUGCAUGGUUCCUGGAACUAGCAAGAUCCAUGCAUCAUGAAUCUCAUGAGACAUGAGUUUUUGUUACAGUGACUGGAAAGUAAUGAUCAAAGAUGAUACUGAAUCUUGUUUUUCACUUGUACUGGAUUCAUUUCAAACUUGCAGAACGUCUGGUAUACAGUCCUAUGCAAAAUUUUCAACACCCCUGGUCAUGUCACGUUUUGGUGAUUUUCUAAGUGCUGUUAAAAUACACUGCAUGGCCAAAAGUAUGUGGACACUGGACCAUCACACCUUAAUGAGCUUGUUGGACAUCUCAUUCCACAGCAGCAUGGAUUAGCUUUAUAGCCUUUCAGGCUCCACUCUUCUUGGAAGGCUUUCUACAAGAUUUGGAGUGUGUGUAUGUUGGAAUUUGUGCCCAUUCAAUCAAAAGCGUUUUUGAGGUCAAGUACUGUUGGACGUGAAGUCUCACAGUCGACAUUCCAUUCCAGUUCAUCCCGAAGGUGUUCAGGGAUUAAGGUCAGGGUUCUGUACAUGCCAGUGGAGGCCCUCCACAAAAAAAAAAACAAAACAUUAAUGGACUUCACUAUGUGCACAAGAGCACAGUCAUACUGGAAAAGGAAA
This is a messenger RNA of Pygocentrus nattereri (red-bellied piranha), 4336 nucleotides long. Its product is annotated as zinc finger protein 391. The coding region runs from base 340 to 2037 and encodes 565 amino acids. The record is from RefSeq and is a predicted model, not a curated record. Gene Ontology annotation, biological process: central nervous system development; regulation of transcription by RNA polymerase II. Lineage: Eukaryota; Metazoa; Chordata; Actinopteri; Characiformes; Serrasalmidae. Gene Ontology annotation, cellular component: nucleus. Gene Ontology annotation, molecular function: RNA polymerase II cis-regulatory region sequence-specific DNA binding; DNA-binding transcription factor activity, RNA polymerase II-specific. The transcript has 2 exons.